GUAAGAAUGACUUCGUACAGGCAGACUGGACUCAUGUGGCUGCUCUUCAACAUCCUCCUCUUCUUCACAGGUUUCAGUGGAGAUACUUCAGUGGAUGCGUACUCCAGUGUGGGAGAUACCGCCAGAUUACCAUGCAGCCAUAGUGGUUCUUUUGAAUGUUCCUCAAUUAUGUGGGGCUUCAACAAUCAAACAUCCAAAAGCACUAUUGAAUUGGUCACAGAUGGGAAGGUCAAAAAGGAACAUGAAAAGGAACCAGGAAAGCUGAAAGUGGGAUCUGACUGCUCUUUGCACAUUAAUAAUCUUACCACUGCUGAUACUGGGCAUUACUUCUGUCGACUGUAUCACAAUGAAGAAGAUUAUGAAGAUGCUCCUCAUAUUUGCUUAUCUCUUCUCAGCAUCUCUUCAUCCCCUCCAGUGACAGAGCUGAAGAUUGGUAGUACAGUUAGUCUUCACUGUCAACUUCAUAGUCAUAGGCCUUGUAGACAUAGCAUGAGAGUGACCUGGGUUAGUGAGACAGGAAACCCACUGCAAGGAGCCAGGUACAAGGUGUCAGAGACCCAGUGUUCUUCCAGUCUGACUCUGACACUUGAGCGCUCCGACCGCAACAUGAAGUGGAGAUGUCAGCUAACUGAGGGGGAGGAACAGAAGGCCUCACUCAGUUACACCACCAGCUUCCCUGGGGCAGAGUGA
Messenger RNA from Conger conger (European conger), 690 nucleotides. RefSeq lists its product as uncharacterized. Gene Ontology annotation, cellular component: external side of plasma membrane; membrane raft. The transcript is spliced from 4 exons. NCBI's taxonomy places the organism in Eukaryota, Metazoa, Chordata, Actinopteri, Anguilliformes, Congridae. The record is from RefSeq and is a predicted model, not a curated record. Gene Ontology annotation, molecular function: protein tyrosine kinase binding; MHC class II protein binding. Gene Ontology annotation, biological process: interleukin-15-mediated signaling pathway; T cell activation; positive regulation of ERK1 and ERK2 cascade. Bases 7 to 690 code for a protein of 227 amino acids.